AUGGAUGGCGCUGGUCCUUUCGGAAACCCACGAGCACAAGCACCUUCUGCACUUCCACACAACCAAGGCUACGACCGCGACUGCCUCCAGUGCCGAGUAACCGGUGCAGCUGUCUUCACUGGCGCAGGUGCUUUUUCUCUCUAUGAAGCGAAGAAACACGGCGCUUUCGAUAGAUUGUCUGGCACUGGCAAAGGUGUCGAAGGAAACGCAACUGUUCAAGGUCUCGGGAGAGGCGUUGCCGGUAAAGGCGGCUUAAGAGGUACUGGUUUAGCCGUAUUUGGUAUUGGCAUGAUCUCCGCCGGCAUCUUCCGCCUCCUUGUGAAAACACCCUCAAAGUAA
Molecule: messenger RNA, 339 nt
Organism: Wallemia ichthyophaga EXF-994
Lineage: Eukaryota; Fungi; Basidiomycota; Wallemiomycetes; Wallemiales; Wallemiaceae
Exons: 2
Coding region: 1-339 (112 amino acids)
Source: RefSeq, a predicted model, not a curated record